Molecule: messenger RNA, 1805 nt
Organism: Chara braunii
Lineage: Eukaryota; Viridiplantae; Streptophyta; Charophyceae; Charales; Characeae
Source: the annotation of a GenBank genome assembly
GGAAGAGAGAGGAGGCGGAGGACGAAGAAGGGAAGGCAACUCCAUGCCAAGGAAGCGCAGGGAAAGCUGAAGGCGGAGGCUGGGAGGGGGCCAAAAACGGGGGAGGGGGGGGGCGAAGAGGGGAGAGAAGCAGGCGGAAAGACGGCGGAGAACCCGUAGUAGUAGUGAGGUGAAGAGACCGCGAGUUCUUUGGCGCAGCCACGCGGAAGAAGAGGGGGGGGAGGGGGAGGAAGGGGGAAGACGGCAUUGGCGAUUUGGCACUAGCCGGGGAUAAUCGACGCGGGCGGGCGGAACUUCGCCGCGGAGGGGGGUCGAUAUUGUCUGAGGUUGCGCAGCCAGCCGGCUAUCUGCUUCGGUAGCUAGGAGUGAUCAUCAUCAUGGGGGAGGAGGUUUGUCAUCCCGUCAUUCCGCGCCGAGCGCUUGGCUCGCAAGGGAUGAUCACCUCAGCGCAAGGGCUGGGGUGCAUGGGGAUGAGCAUGUUCUACGGGCCGCCGAAGCCAGAGGACGAGAUGGUGGCGUUGAUCCGCCGUGCCGUCGACCUCGGAGUGAGCUUCUUCGACACGUCGGACUUGUACGGACCCCACACGAACGAGCUUCUGCUGGGGAAAGCUCUCGCGCCGGUGCGAGAGAAAGUCGAGAUCGCGACCAGCUGCGGUGUCAAAGUCUGCCCCGAGAAGGACUACGUAGCCGACGGCUCCCCGGCGCACGUGCGCAAGGCGGUGGAGGGCUCUCUCGAGCGCUUGCAGACUAGCUACAUCGACCUGUUGUUCCUGCAGCGAGUGGACUCCAAGUUCCCCAUCGAGGUGACGAUGGGGGAGAUGAAGAAGCUGGUAGAGGAGGGGAAGGCGAAGUACUUGGGGCUGUGCGAGGCCUGUCCGGGGACCAUCCGCCGCGCGCACGCCGUUCAUCCGCUCACCGCGGUAAUGGUGGAGUGGUCGCUGUGGGAGCGCAACGGGGUGGAGCCGGACGUGGUCCCGCUCUGUCGGGAGCUGGGCAUCGGGAUCGUCUCCUACAGUCCGCUCGGUAAAGGCUUCUUCGUCGGCAAAGGCAUACUCGAUCAGUUCGAGGAGGGGGAUUUCCGCCUCACCGACCCCCGGUUCGUGAACCUGGACGCGAACAGGGUCUUCUACGACAGGGUGAAAGCGCUGGCGGACGCGAAGGGGGUCAAGCCGGGCCAGCUGGAGCUCGCGUGGGUGCAUCACCGCGGGGAGGACGUCUUCCCCAUCCCCGGGACCACCAAGGUGGAGCAUCUGGAGGAGAACAUCCAGUCCCUGGCCAUUGCCCUCUCGCAAGAGGAGCUGCAGGCGCUAGAAGCAGCCGUGCCCAACGAGGAGGUGGUCGGGGACCGCUAUCAUUGCAAGCACUACGCAAUGACGUGGGACCGCCACCCUGAGCUGACCCCUCCGCUACACACAUACACCGAAGACUGCCCUCACGUCGAUCACGAGGAGUAGACGGGUGAGCUUCAUCAUUGCGAUCCCGAUGAUGAGCUGGGUGAUCAUCCAGUCGGGAUGAUGACCCCGUUGAUCAGUAUCCUCGCGCUGGAGAUUAUAAGCCAGGUCAUCCUCAUCAUCCUCAUCAUCCUCAGGAUCCUCAUCAUCGUCAUCAUCGUCAUCAUCGUCAUCAUCGUCAUCAUUGAUCUGAUUGGAGGACGGGGAGGAAGGAAUAGGAGAGGGGGAGGCUGUUCCUUUAUUUCUAUGAUCUAGUGGGAAUAGCCUCGGAAACAGUCUCGUACUGUAUAAUAGAAACAAUUGGACAUGAAGUGUACAUCCUUGCGCAAGUUGAAUGAUCCUGUGCGCUUAAAC